AUGAGCAUCAAUCAAGAACAACACUCCUCACUUGCAACCCUCCUCUACCCUCCUGGCGCAGAUGCGAGGGGACAAGAGGAUGCUGAGAGUCAUCUAUUGGACUAUCUAGAGCAUGAUUAUCCUCAUACCGAGACUGGAGAAGUCGUCACGCAUCAUGUCCGCACAGAUCAACCUCCCCUUGCACCAUUACCAGGUGAGAAACAACCAGCACACCCAGCACCCAGCGGAAUUUCGUCUCCCGCACAACAUCGUACCCCUCAACCAUCUUUCACAGCCUAUCAACCAGGCGAGAUACCUCGAAGUAGGAUCGAACGAUCCACCUCACCUUUAAACCCUACAAUACCCAUACCCAAUACUCUCGCUCGGCUCGCUUCUCAGACAAUCUCAAACUUAUCUUUACCCGACCCUACUCUCUUAAAGGGUCAGGAGGAGAUCGAGCAAGCAGCAUUGUUGGCCGAUGAAUAUGAUCGAGGAGAGAUGGGUGGUAAAAGGAGAAAAUUACCACAUGAAAGAGCAGGUUGGGCAGAGAUGGAUCAACAACAACAACAAGCCCAAGCAAAUCCGAAUGCAGCGAAAAGAAGAAGAACUAGAAAAUCAGAUCAUAAUACUACACAGGCCGGUACAGAAGGACAAUAUCCGAACCAUGUUGAAACGUUGCCCCCUUCAACGAGUUCUACAAACAAUCAGAGUAAUUUGAGAAACGAUAAACCCCCUAGUGCCGGCACCGGCAACGGUGUUGAUCCCUCAAAUGCGAGCAAGUACGAAAAUGAUUUCAGACAGUUGACUGAAUUGAGUCAUACGAUCUUAAAUCAAGAUAUCGACAAGACUUUCGACUCUUUGGCUUCUUCGUCCGCCAAUAACAAAGAUCAAGCUCAACCGGGAUCCGUAUCGGCAUCAGCAAUUGAUCCUGCUUUGUCGGCUUCACCUCAUGAUCAAGGUGAAGGGGCUUCUCGAGACGUCGGAGCUCAAGCUGCGCAAGAAAGCCCCGACCCCAAGCUGUCCAGGGCAGAACAGAACAAACGAGCUCAGCAGGCAUUCCGAAGAAGACGAGAAGAACACAUGAAGAAGCUCGAAAGGGAUUCUGCUCAAUUGGAAUUGGUCAAGAGACAGAUGGAACAGAAAGAUGUCUUGUUGAGGGAUUUGGUAUUGGCCCUCGAAUCAUCCAAAAUUGAAACUGCCGCUUUACGUUCAUCCAUCCAAUUCCUCAUUCCUCAUUCGUCAGUAUUCCCAUUGACCGAACAAGGUACCCUCAACCUUGGUGAAGAGGUGAAUAUCAACAAUGACACGCCCGUAUCUGAAGAGGACGUAUUGAAUGCUUUCGAGUUGCUGGAGAAACAGGCUAGGGAAGUUGCUAAAAGGAAUCAUGCUAGAAGGGAAUGA
Molecule: messenger RNA, 1380 nt
Organism: Kwoniella botswanensis
Lineage: Eukaryota; Fungi; Basidiomycota; Tremellomycetes; Tremellales; Cryptococcaceae
Exons: 5
Coding region: 1-1380 (459 amino acids)
Biological process (GO): regulation of DNA-templated transcription
Molecular function (GO): DNA-binding transcription factor activity
Source: RefSeq, a predicted model, not a curated record